This is a messenger RNA of Corylus avellana, 2158 nucleotides long. Its product is annotated as epoxide hydrolase 2. Lineage: Eukaryota; Viridiplantae; Streptophyta; Magnoliopsida; Fagales; Betulaceae. Gene Ontology annotation, molecular function: catalytic activity. The record is from RefSeq and is a predicted model, not a curated record.
AAACACCCCAAGAAGGACAGAAGAGAAUCUAGCUCUGAUAAUAAGUUAGAACUGAGGAGGAAGAAGAAGAAGAGGAGACUCAGUUCAGUGGAAGGAAGUAAACCAACGCUCUCAGCUCUCAGGCUAUAGAGAAUGGACAAAAUCCAGCACAAGUUCAUCGACGUACGAGGACUGAAGCUCCACUUUGCCGAGAUCGGAAUCGGUCCUAAGGUGGUCGUGUUCCUACACGGGUUUCCGGAGAUAUGGUACACCUGGCGCCACCAGAUGAUCGCCGUAGCAAACGCCGGGUUCCGAGCUAUCGCACCCGAUUACAGAGGGUACGGACUCUCCGAACCUCCGCCGGAACUCGAAAAGGCUGGCUUUGAUGACCUUCUCGGUGACCUGCUUGGAAUUCUCGAUGUCCUUGGACUUGCCAAGGUUUUUCUUGUUGGAAAGGAUUUUGGAGCUCGGCCUGCCUACCUAUUUUCCAUUUUUCACCCGGAGAGGGUCUUGGGAGUUCUAACAAUAGGAGUGCCUUUCAUGCCAAAGCGCUCUACAUUCCAUAUGCUCCUUCCCGAAGGCUUCUACAUUUCAAGAUGGCGGGAGCCUGGACGAGCAGAAGCGGAUUUUGGGCGCUUUGACACUAAAACAGUGGUAAGGAAGAUUUAUAUCCUAUUUUCCAGAAGUGAAGUACCAGUAGCUGCAGAAAACCAGGAGAUCAUGGAUUUGGUGGACCCAUCUACUCCUCUUCCACCUUGGUUCACAGAGGAAGAUCUCACGGCAUAUGGAGCUUUGUAUGAAAAAUCUGGAUUCCCAUCUGCGUUGCAAAUUGCAUAUAGGUCAGGUGAAAGCUUCAAAAUAACAGAUCCAACAGUGAAAGUUCCAGCACAUUUGAUAAUGGGUGGUAAGGACUAUAUCCUCAAAUUUCCAGGCAUAGAGGAUUACAUAAAGAGUGGAAAGGUUAAAGAGUUUGUACCCGAUCUAGAGAUCACAUUUUUGCCUGAAGGAACCCAUUUUGUUCCUGAGCAGUCACCUGAUGAGGUGAAUCAGCUAAUCCUCUCCUUCCUCAGCAAGCAUGUUUGAUCAUCGACACUUCAGUUAAGGCUAUUGAAGCAGGUGCAGAUGCCAUUGAGGUACAAACCGGAGUCUAAAGAAAUGGUCUCCUCCGAAUAAUUACCUCAAAAUUAAUUUUGUAAAAUUCAUCACAAUGUUAUUAUUUUUUUUUUUUUGUUUAAUUGAAUAAGUAAAAGAGUUACAGGGACAUCAUAAUGUGAAUUGACAUGCACACAAUCUCGCUAAAUGGUCAGCCGGUGCUGGUAUUAGAGAAACCAUUCUCAUUUCAUUUUACUGCACCUUUUUUUUCUCGUAAAACAUUCAAUAUUUUUUUGAUUGAAAGGAUUUUUUGGUGUCUGAUGAUGAUGUUAUGCAUUCCAUCUUAAUAAAUAUAUUUUUUUUUUCUUUUAACAUGUCUACAUGAGAGGAUUGAGGAGGUAAAAGAAAGAGCGGGAUUCGAUCUAGUGACCUGCUUUAUAAGGCAUAGUGUUCAACCAAUUAAAUUACCUUUGGAGACGAAAUCACUAAGAAUUGAGAUUAACGAAAAUCAAGAUACAAGUACAAUUAAAAUUUGUAAAGAAUCCAAACCAUAUUAUAAACAUAAAAUGAUACUUGACCUAGGGUGCGUUUGGGAUUGCGAUUUUGCAAGAAUAAUCUGUAUUUUUAAAAGAUAUUGCAAAACGUAAGGCGUUUGACAUUGUGAUUUAAAAAACACUUAAUUUAAAAUAAUAAGAAGAAAAAAUCUGCGUUUUUUAUUAGCAAGCUAGGAAGUGCUUAUUUUAAAAGUGUCAAUUUAAACCAAAAUCACGAUUUCGCAUAAUAAAUAUUUGAUAUAUAACAAAUAAAAAUAAAUAAAUAAAUAACUUUUUAACAUGUUUUAUCAAACGCUUUUACGAUUAUAAAAUAUAGCGAUUUAAAAAACACAAUUCUUAAAAUCGUACUUAUUAAAACCGCAAUUUCAAACAAACCUUAAUCAUCGGAGCAAUAAGCUAUAAAAUAUGGUAAUGCUAAGGCUAAACUUUAGAGUUUAUUAUGUAAAAUCCAUCCUUUCAAAUUUUCCAAAUCUCCACCUCUUUCUUCCACCAAAUUUAUUCUUAAAAAUAUCUUCCAAAAACAAUAUUCUAAA